Molecule: messenger RNA, 1527 nt
Organism: Pestalotiopsis fici W106-1
Lineage: Eukaryota; Fungi; Ascomycota; Sordariomycetes; Amphisphaeriales; Sporocadaceae
Exons: 6
Coding region: 1-1527 (508 amino acids)
Biological process (GO): carbohydrate transport; transmembrane transport
Cellular component (GO): membrane
Molecular function (GO): carbohydrate:proton symporter activity
Source: RefSeq, a predicted model, not a curated record
AUGGGGCUCUGGAAACAUAGUCUCCAGGGCAAAGCCCUGGUCUUUGCCAUUACAGCAGCUUCUUGUCAAGCGUUCUUGCUACUGGGAUAUGAUCAAGGCGUGAUGGCAGGUAUCAUUGGCGCAGACAAUCGCUUCGGACGAGAUUUCGGCCACCCAGACGCGGACAUGCAGGGUAAUAUCACUGCCCUCUAUGACAUUGGCUGUGUAUUCGGGUCCAUUAUCUGUUACUUUGUGGGCGAGCGUCUUGGACGGCGAACGAUGCUCAUGCUUGGUGGUUUCAUCAUGAUCAUCGGCUCGGCCAUUCUCGGCUCCUCCUAUACAAUCGCACAGCUCAUCGCCGGUCGCAUUAUUACUGGUGUUGGAAACGGCAUGAACUCGUCGACGGCGCCUGUGUACCAGUCCGAGUGCUCUCCAGCCCGGAUUCGCGGUGCCCUUUUGACAUUGCAGGGUACCGUCACAAUCCUUGGUGUCGUGAUCGCCUACUGGACCGAUUACGGCACGGCGGCAUAUGAUACAGGAUUUCAGUGGCGGUUUCCUCUUGCUUUCCAGGCUGUGUUUGCGAUCUUUUUAAUUUUGCAGAUCGUCGGUCUCCCCGAAACGCCGCGUUGGCUUGUGGCACAUGAUAGACACGAGGAAGCGAGAUCAGUCAUUGCUGCCAUCGCGGCAGUCCCGGAGGAUGAUGCACAGGUCACCCGCAUCCUGCUCGACAUCCAGACGGGACUCGAAGAGGAGCACAAGGGUGGUCCGUUCAAGUUCAAGGAGUUGAUUUCAUGGGGUCCAGAACAGAACCUCCGACGAAUGCUUCUGACCAUCUCGGUACAGCUGGGCCAGCAGUUCAGCGGAUCCAACAUGAUCAACUACUAUGCGCCAACCAUAUUUCAAGGGAGUAUGGGGCUCAGCAGAAAUCUGUCUCUGAUCCUUGGCGGCUGUGCGCAGAUUACAUACCUGGUUGGUUCCGCUAUCCCAGUGUUCCUCAUGGAUCGCUACGGUCGGCGGAACCUGCUCAUGUUCUGCUCUGCCGGUUUGUGUUUUUGCUUCGUCAUGGUGGCCAUAUUACUGUCGCUAGGGACGACGGGUCCGGCGUACGGUGCUACUGCCUUUAUCUUUCUGUUUCAACUCUUUUAUGGUGUCGGCUGGUUGCCAGUCCCAUGGUUCUAUCCGAGUGAGAUCAACACCACUCGAGUCAGAGCUCGGAUGCAGUCCAUUGCUUCGGGAUGGAAUUGGAUGGCAGUAUUUGCUGUUGUCAAGAUCACUCCUAUCGCUUUUCAGAACAUUGGUUGGCGAACGUUUAUCAUCUUUGCAGUACUCAACGCCGUAUUCAUUCCAAUGGUGUAUUUCUUUUACCCUGAAACGAAGAAUCUCGAAUUGGAAGAUGAAAUUCCAUUACUCUUCAACAAAGGUGGCUUUACAGGCGGAGUGUUCACUUCUCGCGGAAAGACGGUGACGCCGGGCCAGCAUGCACUUAACCGCAAUAUGGACGCAAAGAAGACUCUGCACGAUGGGGAAGAACAGAUUGAGCAAGUAUAG